Molecule: messenger RNA, 2223 nt
Organism: Didymella exigua CBS 183.55
Lineage: Eukaryota; Fungi; Ascomycota; Dothideomycetes; Pleosporales; Didymellaceae
Exons: 2
Coding region: 1-2223 (740 amino acids)
Source: RefSeq, a predicted model, not a curated record
AUGCGUCUAUCUAUGGCGAUACAGGAGCCCGCGCCGAACCGACAAGCAAGAUGCAUCGAUAAAUCUCACUUCGAGCUGCACGACGUACUACACGUUCAAGCAAAAUUCCCUUUUGCGCCGCAGUAUCUGUCCGAACGGCUCGGUCGAGCCGUAUCAAGUCGAAGACAAUAUUUCACGUACCGGGAACUGCACCACGACAAGCUAGCAAAAGGCGUUGACAAGCUAGGUCUGGAGGCCGCCAAGACCGAGUUCACAGCCAGCUCAACAGAAGCCACAACGCUUCGACGGGCCGACAGCCUUAGCAUCAUGGAUGGCGACGACGAUGCUUUAUCCAUGACAUCCUAUGCAACUUCCGUCAACGCUACAUUGAGAGCCCCAAAUCUGCCCAAGGAAGCUCGCGAGAAGGAGCAUUACAACUGCCCAUUGUGUUACGGCCUGGUGGCUAUACAUACGACAACAGCUUGGAAACGGCACGUAUAUCAAGACCUACACCCAUACUGUUGCACGUACAAAGAAUGCAGCACUGCCGACAGGCUCUACGACUCGCGCCACGCUUGGUUCGCGCACGAGGUGGAAGCACACCGCUCAAUUUUCCAGUGUGUUGAGGGUUGCCUCGAAGGGUUCGAGAUUGAAAGAGACUUUGAAGAUCACGUCAGAUCGCGGCAUGAGGAUCUCGCAGCGCCGGGCAUGUUUUCAGCACUCAAGAGGACUUCGAUCAAAAGCCCCGCCCUCACGGAUAUGACGACAUGCGGCCUGUGCAACAAACGUAUGUCGCUCCGCGCUCUCCAGAAACACCUCGGUCAUCAUCACGAACAGCUCGCGCUGUUUGCGAUUCCGUCGAAUCUAGAUGAAACAGUAGAUGAUGAGGGUGAGGAAGAGCAGGGUUCGCUACUGAAGAGUGGAGUAGCUGAGGAGGACAACGACGAGGAAGUGACCGACACAAGCGACGCCUCCGGUGCAGAAGACUUAGUCAUCGGUGAUGAUGUGGAAAAAGCGAUUUCGGGCUACCACUCUUUUGCAAAGAGCGGAGGAGUUCAACUCGACAAUAAGGCAGAGGGAGCAACGCCAGAUGAGGAGCUGAACAAAGUGGGGGAGGUUCCUGGCACCGAGGCGGAGGUACAAGGAGGAAAGGACAACACCGGGAUGGGAAUGAACGCCAUGCUCAACGCCCAAGGAAUUCAGGACCAUGGCGGCGGUCGGAAUCACGACGACUCUGAAGAGAAUGAGUGGUACUCCUUGGCUAACUAUCACGACGCUCGCAAUGUUCGUAAAUCACAGCCGGGUGAGCAGUUCGCUCGCCGCACCUCUGAGACCCUCGCCCCGGAACGCUACUACGCAAGUGACCUGCACCAAAGUAGGCAUGCAGGUCCAGCGCCUAGACCCGAAGAUAGCGGUGCUGAGCCCAGAACUCGUCAACUGCUAGAAGAUUGGGGUUCUGAGGACGGGGUUCACAAGCACGAGCUUCAAAUGGAAAAGAAUCGCGAGGCUCAGCGCAAAUCCAGGAUGGAAGUAGCAGAGCAAAUAGAUAGAGACGCGGCAGAUGCUUUAAUUGAAGCAGAUGAACGCGACCUGGAAGACGCAGACAGGCGCGAAAGAACGAGAAGGCGGGAGAUGCUCAAAUUUAGCGAGUUUAUGGCAGGAGGAAAGGAUGCUGAAGCACGGAUUCGACAUGUUGAGGAACGCAUUCGCGCAGACUUGGAACUGGAACGCGAGAGGGAACAAACGCUUGGUGGACCCAAGGCGAAAGCACAGAAAGAGCAAAGCGAGAGGGGUACGGAACGCGAGAGGACGAUACUCACUGAAUUCGAGCAAGAACAGAAAGAUCGAGCGUGGACGGGAGACGAAUUCGAGACACCCAUACGUAGGCGCCUCCAACAAUUCAACCACCAAGCCAACAUGGUUCCACAUAAUCCGCAACCCGUCUACGCAAAGAUCCGGAGAGAGUACCUCGACAUCGAAACCCUCCAUUACUAUGAUAUCCCGUAUAGGAUCGACGAUGACCCGAACUACAUCAUCGUGCUGAGGGAGAUGGACCCUAAAGAGACAGACAUCCUGUUUGAGCACACGCGCCGCCUUCGCAGCAAUCAUGGGGAUCGGUUGUUCGUCGAAGCAGACGGAAGGUCUCGUAUUGGGAAAAAGAAGGCGCGAUCGAGGGAUCGCGAACCAUCCCGGGGACCUGGAGAUUCGAACAACGUUACUCUCGGAGAAAUGUUCUUUAGAUGA